Messenger RNA from Cladophialophora immunda, 2016 nucleotides. RefSeq lists its product as uncharacterized. Lineage: Eukaryota; Fungi; Ascomycota; Eurotiomycetes; Chaetothyriales; Herpotrichiellaceae. Bases 284 to 991 code for a protein of 235 amino acids. The transcript has a single exon. The record is from RefSeq and is a predicted model, not a curated record.
CCCCUUUCGCCCUUGAUGCCAACUUCUUCUAGUAACGGCGUACGAGGUACAAGCGUCAGAGCUCCUCCAAGGCUGAUGUCGACAACGCCCUGAAUAUAUCCGGAGCCUGAGGAAGCUCAAACCCUGUCUGUCCUCGUGAGGCAGCUGCUGACCUGCUGUUCUAGCUCCGAUUCAUGCCAGCUCUCAACUUCCAUGCGCCUCCGAGAAUGCUACAAAUAUUCCCAGCCUUCCCAUUUUUCACCAUGGCUGACAUUCCCCCCUCCAGAUCUCGCCCAGCGCCAGGAUGGCCGGCUCCUACGUGUUUGCGGUCAUUGUGACACUCCUCUCUGCGUUGGGCCCACGCUCUACGGCGGCUCAGAAUUCCUGUGGCACGGAUCAAAAUCCAUACUGUGCGGGCGACAGCACAUUUGAACAAAUCUGCUGCCCUUAUCCCAAUGUUUGUUACUGGCAAAACCGUAAUGGUGAGCCAGGUUGCUGCCCGGCUGGUCAGGUCUGCGAUGGUUCCUCUCCUUAUUACCCCUCGACCCCUCAGCCAACGCCUACCCUUCAAACAACUACCGUACAUCCAUCUACCAUCACAAUAACGCCGACCCCUGUCCCUGCGCCGUCGACUACUGUGGUCACUGGCGGGGGGAUCAUCAUUGUCACCACUGUUCCUAACAGCGGUGCUACUGUUACCACGGCGCCCUAUAGCAUUGUCACCAUUACUACCCAUCCAAACAGCGUCAGUACGAUAACCACCAUCUAUACCGGCGCUUGUGGUGGUGGAGUUUGUUCAACUGUGACCUCUGGAGUGGUUGGCGUCUACUCGACUGUGACUUCAGUGGUUAGCGGAGCAUUCUCCACCGUCACUUCUGGUGCUGCCAGCGCAUUUUCCACCGUUUCUGGGAUCCUGGUGGGAUCCAACAAUGCUCCCGGUUUGAGCCCUGCCUCGAUGUUUGUGCACUUUAUGGCUACUUUGUUUGUGAUUGUGGGGAAUUUGUUUGGAUAACAAAUUCGUGCACGACUGGUCGAACUUUCUACCCAUGGGGCUAGUGGUGGCCUCGAGCCAGAUUUAUCUGAUCAGCGGCUUUCGACCACCGCUGAUUGGACAAAUCCAAAUACUACAGAACCAGUCCUGAAUUUGGGGAUUCCAGCUAUAUCUCGCUCUCAAAGAGAAGGUCUGGAGGACGUGGAUGAGCCGCAAAGACGCUCUACGGAGCGGCAAAUCUGUUGAGAAGGAACGCUACAGACUUCACAUGCUGCGCAGAGGUUGCAAAUCUCGACAGGACCGGGUUUGCCGGUGCCUCAGUCCUCAGUGGACAGUAAUGAGCCAAAAGACCAAUUUACCCAGCUAACGGCACGAUGACACGUUCGGGUAGGACAAAACGAAGCCGUUAACGCAGGGAAAGCCUCCGAGGACGAGACUCCUCGCUGGCAGGUUUCGCACCGCCGAAUGAACGCUGGAAAGGCCUGGUGUAAUGAGGCUACCCGAAGAUGUCUUUCCGAGAGUCAUCGAAGAAAACUUCUGGAUCAUCAGGGUCUCAGUAAGAUCAAGUAUUAUGCGCGGCGGAAAUGGCAAAGAAGCUGCACCAGAAGAAUCGAUAGGCAUCCCUGUUACGCAGCCUCACGUUCUAAAUGUCCGCCCACGUCUAAGAUGAGAUCAGAACAAAAUAACAGAUUCAAGAGGUUCUCGGACGCUGCCAUAUGUGGAGGCGGAAGGAUCCACACAUCAUCUAGAUGGCUACCUUUCCUUCCUUCAAGAGAGACAUGACUCCAAAAACAUCUAUGGGGUUCUUCCGAGCAGUCUGGAUAGUCUUCUGUGCAUAAACAUCCCCUUCUCGGUCGCCAUCUUAUCUACCGCCCCCUGGGCAGCCGACCUCUUAAUGACAUGGGAAAUGGUAUACUGUGAUCCCGACAGCCUCUUCAGAGAGAACUCGGAAGCAUGACGACGUAGAUAGCGUUUCGGGUGCAGGUUUUCAAGAUAGUUGGUUGCGAGCAUUCAAGAGCUGACUAUGAAGGAACACCUAAUGCGCA